Molecule: messenger RNA, 2143 nt
Organism: Leptonychotes weddellii (Weddell seal)
Lineage: Eukaryota; Metazoa; Chordata; Mammalia; Carnivora; Phocidae
Source: RefSeq, a predicted model, not a curated record
GCAGCGCCCCGCCCGCCCGCGGCUCCCCAGCCCCAGGCCGGGAGGUAGGAAGGCGCCGGCGGGAGUCGGGGAUCCAGCUUUGGGGCCCAGAUGGGGGAACCCCGGGCUGGGGCCCCCCUGGACGAUGGCAGUGGCUGGACAGGAAGUGAGGAAGGAAGUGAGGAGGGCACCGGCGGCAGCGAGGGGGCUGGGGGCGAUGGGGGUCCGGACGCAGAAGGUGUGUGGAGUCCAGACAUCGAGCAGAGCUUCCAGGAGGCCCUGGCCAUCUACCCGCCAUGCGGCCGGCGGAAAAUCAUCCUGUCUGAUGAAGGCAAGAUGUAUGGUCGGAAUGAGCUGAUUGCCCGCUACAUCAAGCUGAGAACAGGGAAGACCCGAACUCGCAAACAGGUCUCUAGUCACAUCCAAGUUCUGGCUCGAAGGAAAUCAAGGGAAAUCCAGUCCAAGCUCAAGGCCUUGAAUGUGGACCAGGUUUCCAAGGACAAGGCUUUCCAGACCAUGGCCACCAUGUCCUCAGCCCAGCUCAUCUCAGCACCUUCCCUGCAGGCCAAACUGGGCCCUGCUGGUCCUCAGGCUUCUGAGCUUUUCCAGUUUUGGUCAGGGGGCUCUGGUCCCCCCUGGAAUGUUCCAGAUGUGAAGCCAUUCUCGCAGACACCGUUCUCCUUGUCACUGACCCCCCCAUCUACUGACCUCCCAGGGUACGAGCCCCCCCAAGCCCUGUCACCCCCUGCCCUGCCCCCACCUGCCCCAUCACCCCCAGCCUGGCAGGCUCGGGCCCUGGGCACUGCCCGGUUGCAGCUGGUGGAGUUCUCAGCCUUUGUGGAACCACCCGAUGCCGUUGAUUCUGCGAUGUUGAUGCUGCUGGCCUGGGGACCACACUUUGAGAACUGCUAGCAUGGAGGAACUGGAUGGUCGUGGGGUCACGGUUGGGAAGGUCAGAGAAACUCUCCAGGUCAUUGCUUGUUCAUUCAGCAAAUAUUUUUGAGGGCCUACUGUGUGCCAGGUUUUGUGGUGGAGACUGGGAACCUGGAAAACAGAUCUUGUUUCUAGACUUGAACUUUUCCUGGGCCUGGACGGAGACAGAUGCCAUAUUAGUCAUGGUGGGCUGACUGUUAGCAGAAAUAACCUUAACCUUCAGGGAAUGAACAUAACACCAGUUUCUCACUCAUGUAACAUUUCAGUGUAGCUGUUCAGUUAGGAGCUUUACACACAGUGAUUCGGAGAAUUCAGGCUCCUUCCAUUUUGUGGUUCUGACAUUUUCUAGGGCUUCAGAAUCUGCUGCUGGAUUCCCUGCAUCUGGCCAGCAGAUGGUGGAAGGGAGAGACUCAAGAAUUGUGCAGGAGUUUUUACGGGGGUCUGUCUUGGAAGUGACAACUAUCAGGUUCUGCUCACAUCCCAUUGGCCAGAAUUUAGUCAUGUGGCCACACCUCACUGCAAAGGGGUCUGGGAAGUGUAGUUUAGUUGUGUGAAAAGGAAUGGGGGGGGUUUCUGAACACCUAGCAGUCUCUGCCACAGCCACAUAAACACCAAUUGCUGUGUAUGGUGGUCCUAUAAAACCCAAGUUGAAACCCUCUCAUCUCACUUGGAGCAAAGGUAAAGUCUUUUCAGUUUCCCACAAGGCUCUGCAUGAUCUGACCCCAAUUCCUGCUCUGCCCUCACCUCCUGCCCUUAUAUGCUUGCCCACUCUGCUCUGGUCACACUGGCCUCCAUGCUCUUUCUCAAACACACCAGGCCCACUCCUGCCUCAGGGCCUUUGCAUCUGCUAUUCUUGCCACCUGGAAUAUGUUUUCCCCAGAUACCACCACUGUCUCUCUCCAUUCAUUCAGGCCUUUGCUUAUCUUCUCAGAUUGUAUUCCCCAGACCACUUUAUGGAAAAUACCAGCUGCCAUCAUGCUCAACCGCUUUACUAUUCUUUAUUGGGAAUUUUUUUCAUAGCAUUUGUCACUCUGAAAUUUAUUUUAUCCAUGGGUUGAUUUUUAAAAUUUUCUGUCUUUGCUAGUAGACUCCAUGAGGCCAGGGACUUUGUCUUAUAGCCAUAGGACCCAGUGCCUGCACACAGUAGGUCUCUCAAUAGAUGUCUAUUGAAUGAUGAGUAUGUGCUGGGAUAGGGGAAGCUCAAGUUUUCGUGGGUGUACAGAGCAGUCAU